GGAAGGGGGAGGGACUUGUUACCAAACAUUGGGCUCGUGUGGCGCCAACGGAGCUCAGUGAUCAGCUGGGAGGUUCGAACCGAGAUCUACUCGUGUUAGUGAAGAGGAACAAGCGUUCCCGACUCAAUAACAAAUGUCGACAACACGAGCUAAACCUACAGCUGCUGUGAGGGUGUUAAUGGAGAGGACUCCCGCAGAUCUCCAGAGUCCAGUCCGACGAUCCUCUCGAGCUGUCGUGCCUCCUAAACGCCUCCAGGUCUCUCCUGAUCUACAACCAGCGGACACAGUCAACAAGAGGCGGAAAACCAAAGGUCGCAAUGAUGAGAACAUUACGAAUAAGACGCAGGACGAGGACGACGAGGAGGAGGAGGAGGAGGAGGAGGAGGAGGAGGAGGAAAGUAGUGAGCGUCUGUCGAGUGGACAACAGGGACUGUCUGUGUAUGAGCUGGAGCGACUGGAGAACAUCAGACAGAACCAGGCCUUCAUGUCCUCCAUCAACCUCUUCCAGGCCACUGACGAGUUCAAGCAGUUGUCCCGACCAAAAGCAUCACAGAGGGGUCUCAUGAGGUCAAACACGGCUGCAAAAGAAGUGCUGCCCCCUCGGAAAUCCCUUCGUCUCCAAAACAAAGAUGCAGAGAUCCUGGCACUUCCCCCUGAACCCACAGGGAAACCAACCUAUAGAGAGUCUCCGACAUUUAAGAAGCCUACUGGUCCUCUGCCCAUGGAUCCACUCAACACGGAGGAGGGAAGCAAGCUGCCAUCACAACUUCUUGAAAUCUGCUCUGAGAACUCAAUGGAGGAAAGAAAAGUUGAGCUUGAUCUGGAAAAUUAUGGCUCGACUCUGAAGAAAAUGAAGCUGGCUGGGGAGAGAGUGACCAAAGUGGUGAAGGAUCGAAUCUUCUCGGCUGCGUUCCACCCCUCCAGCAGCAGCCUGCUGAUGGCCGCAGGAGACAAGUGGGGGAAAGUUGGCCUGUGGACGUUGGGUGCUGAUUGGGGAGAUGAUGGCGUGCUGCUCUUUGGGCCUCACACUGGUCCAGUUGCCUGUAUGGCGUUCUCCAGGGCUCAGGCAUCCCAGCUGCUGAGUCUCAGCUAUGACGGCUCCCUUCGCUGUAUGGAUAUAGAGAAAGCAGUCUUUGACGACGUCUAUGGCAUUAAACAUGGCCUGAAAACCUUUGACUUCAUGUCACAUGACUGUUUGACGCUAGUCGUCGGAGCCUGGAAUGGAGAUGUUGCCAUCAUUGACAGGCGCACCCCAGGAAACUCCUCUGAGUCCGUCCACUCACUAGACCCAAAGAGCCUGCGUUGUGUCAGUGUCCAUCCUGUGCAGAAGCACUACUUUGCCGUGGCAGAAAGCAAGACAGUGAGUAUUUACGACAGCCGAUGCCUGAAGAAAACGAAAUGCCAGGCAGUCUCCCAGCUGCACGGCCACUCUUUGAGCAUAUCCAGUGCUUAUUUCUCCCCUAACACGGGGAACAGAGUUCUCACUUCCUGUAUGGAUAACCACAUAAGAAUAUACGACACAUCUGCAAUGACCACACAAUCUCCUUUGUUGAAAAAGAUCGAACAUAACAUGCACACGGGCCGCUGGCUGACCAAACUAUCAGCAGUGUGGGACCCCAAACAGGAAGACUGCUUUGUUGUGGGCAGCAUGUUGAGGCCUCGGAGGGUACAGGUUUACCACGAAGGUGGGCGGCUUCAGCACACAUUCAGUGACGAUGACCACCUUACCACAGUGCUGUCCGUCACUGCUUUCCACCCCACUAGGAACGCCCUCCUGGGGGCCAACGCGUCAGGCCGCCUGCACCUCUUCUCUGACUGAGACCAAACUAUGUCUGACCAUCACCUUCAGUUGCCUUUCUCUGACGUUCUCUGGGUUGUUUUCAACUUUAAUUUAA
Molecule: messenger RNA, 1895 nt
Organism: Pleuronectes platessa (European plaice)
Lineage: Eukaryota; Metazoa; Chordata; Actinopteri; Pleuronectiformes; Pleuronectidae
Gene: wdr76
Product: WD repeat domain 76
Exons: 15
Coding region: 134-1819 (561 amino acids)
Biological process (GO): regulation of DNA damage checkpoint
Cellular component (GO): nucleus
Molecular function (GO): protein binding; DNA binding
Source: RefSeq, a predicted model, not a curated record